GACAGUGACCUCUCAUGAAUCCUGACAUUACUCGGUACAGUCAGUGGAUCUGUUUCACGGCGGUGAUUCGGUGCUAGCAAACUUCGUGGACUGAUCCACUGACUGGAAUUGUUGUAUUCGUAUAAAAAGACAAAGUGAAAUCAAAGCCGUUUGAGUUGAAUGUUCGCUGGAGUUUUGCAUGAAGUUGCGGUUAAGACACGCGCCUCUGUGGGACAUUAGAAACGGCGACGGGGGUGUUUGGGUAUCCGGUUUGCUCCGCCACUCCCCCUCCUUCCCCAGUGUGAAUGGAACAUCCUGAAAGUUUGGCUCUCGAAGUAGGCGAGCUGCCGACUGACUGACAACAUAGCAGGGGGUAACUUCGGCUUCUUCAGUCACCAGGACAGCAGACGAUUCACUAGCAUAACAAAGCGCUUCCCCCUCGUUUUAUAUUCUUUACCCCAAAGCAAUGUUCAUUUUGACUUUCCCAAUUUGUUUUGAGGCAACACAAAACGCGGCUUGAAGUAGCAGGCUUCUGGUCUUUGGGAAUGCUUCCUCAGUCUGCCAGUGAAGUGAGUUGUGGAGCAGGCUGACUGUCCCCUGUGAAGACGAAACAAGAUUUUAUUGUAACGUCUUACAAUCAAGGUUCCUCUUGAAAUGGCGACUUUAUGAAUGAAUGUUCUGGGGAAUUUCCCUUUAUGUGAAAGUGAACUACAAAGAAAAAAAAUCUGAAUUUCCUCUGUGAUUUAUAGAGCAGAGAGUGACGGCCCCUUCUGUCCAGCCACAUCUGAAGACAUGUUGUACUGGACUUUGUGUGACUGGAAAGUACUGCUGCUGAUUGUUCUGCUGUGGGACUGCCUCUGUGCUUUGGAACUGAAACCCACGCAAUGGCCACUGUAUUCACAAAAGCCUUUACUCCUCGUUUGGAAUGCCCCGACUGAGGACUGUGCCCCAAGGCAUGGUGUUCAUUUUCAGUUGGACCAGUUCCACAUUGUGGCCUCACCCAAUGAGGCGUUUGUUAGACAGAACCUAACCAUCUUCUACAAGGACCGUUUGGGCUUGUACCCCUACUUUGAGUCAGAUGGGACACCAUUGAAUGGCGGGCUGCCACAGUUGGCCAGCCUCACACGGCACUUGGCGAAGAUGCCAGACAGUGUACAGAGGUACAUACGUGAGUCAGGGGCCAAGGGCCUGGCAGUUAUUGACUGGGAGGAGUGGCGCCCUCUCUGGAUACGUAACUGGGCAAACAAAGAUGUUUACCGCAGACAGUCUCGUGACUUAGUACGCCAGAAGAACCCAACAUGGCCACCAGAGCAGGUGGCAAAAGUAGCCCAGCAGGAGUUUGAAAUAUCUGCCAGGACGUUCAUGGUGGAGACGCUGAAGCAAGCCAAAAACCUGAGGCCCAACCAGCUGUGGGGGUUCUACCUGUUCCCUGACUGCUACAACCACGACUACUUACGCACUCUGGAGAGCUACACGGGGCGCUGUCCUGAUGUGGAGGAGGCUCGCAACGAGCAGCUGAAAUGGCUGUGGAUGGAGAGCACGGCCCUCUUCCCCUCAGUCUACAUGGGCACUGUGCUGCGGUCCUCAGCCUCUGGUCGCCAGUUUGUCCGGAACAGAGUGAAGGAGGGGAUGCGCCUGGCAUCAUCAGGCGAUGGGUUGGCUCGUCCGGUCUUUGUGUACACUCGGCCCACCUACACAAAUUCUUUGGAACAGCUGACAGAGUAUGACCUUGUCUCCACCAUCGGGGAGAGUGUGGCUUUGGGAGCCGCUGGAAUCAUCCUUUGGGGAGAUGCUGCUUACACAAGCAGCAAAACCAGCUGUUCAGACCUUGACACAUAUCUACGGGGUCCACUGAGUCAAUACCUCCUCAACGUCUCCACAGCAGCAGAGCUAUGCAGCCAGACUUUGUGUGGUUCUCACGGCCGCUGCCUGCGCAAAAAUCCAGACAGCGAUGUUUACUUGCACCUGAGCCCCCUCACCCACAGUAUCAUCAGGCAGAAUGGCAAACCGACAGUCACCGGUAAACUUGGAGAGGCCGAUGUGACGACUUUUCAGACCUGGUUCCAGUGCCAGUGCUACAGCGGCUUUCAGGGCUGCAAUCAGACAGAUCUUCUGCACCAGAAAGGGACGGCAGCUGGAACCAUGGCAUCAGCACUCCAAUGUGUGUUCUUACUGAUUAUUUCUCUGCUCCUCACCUAAUGCGCCAUCAGCAGCAGUAGUAGUAGACAGCCUUAUUUUGUAUGUCACAAUACAGGAGUACACAUGAUGACAGGUUGAAAGUUGUGGGAGGGAAGAUUUUUUGGUUUUUUUUGUAAUUUGCUGUAAAAUAUGGAUGAUAGAAAGUGAUUUUUUUUUAAAGAAACACUGUGGAAUGAGCAAAGUUAUAUUUGUUUAUAACUUUUAAUCUUUAAUGGCUCGCUGGAAAUGAACUUGUUUACAUUUUGCUCUCAGUUUCCUCUCAGUCACUGUUUUCCAUGGUGUCAGAUUCCAUGUUUCCCAUGGAGAGCACGUUAUUUGGAGGAUAUUUGUUGAAUGAGUUGACAUUUGACAGUCGUUCUGUGGUGAAAGUGGAAUCGAUGCACUUAAAACUGGCAAUAGCACAAUAUGAUCUGAAGUGCCUGAUCUUUUUUUUUUCUCAAUAUGACCUCAUUCAUUACCUUUUCAUGGAGGCAAUAAAGUGUUACUAUUUAUUUGAAUGUAUUUGUAGGUGUUUUAUAUGAUAUUUUCUUAUUUUUAUGUCCAAAACAUGACUACUACUAGUUUUCUCAAAGACACUACAUUAGUCCAUUUAUGCUGAAAAACAAACUGUCAGCAACUAUCUGACUUCAGAAGCACAACCAUUGUACAUGAAAUCCUGUAUGAUGUUUCUUCUGAAACCUCAACUCUGUCACUUUCCCCUCUGUCUUCAUGCUGUUUUCUCAAAUGUGUCUUGAUGUCAAAGUAAAUAAACUUAUUCUUGAA
Messenger RNA from Solea solea (common sole), 2940 nucleotides. It is a transcript of the gene hyal2a, whose product is annotated as hyaluronidase 2a. NCBI's taxonomy places the organism in Eukaryota, Metazoa, Chordata, Actinopteri, Pleuronectiformes, Soleidae. The record is from RefSeq and is a predicted model, not a curated record. The transcript has 4 exons. Gene Ontology annotation, molecular function: hyaluronoglucuronidase activity; hyalurononglucosaminidase activity. Gene Ontology annotation, biological process: carbohydrate metabolic process; hyaluronan catabolic process. Bases 772 to 2178 code for a protein of 468 amino acids.